UCUUAAGACUCAGGACAUCAGAGUCCAUGAGAGAGGAGGAGCAGGAGGAGCAGUAGAGGAGCGGAAUGGAGGAGGACAAGCAGAACCCGGAGCACCGGAGCAACAAGGUCCGGAGAAGACAAGCAGCAGGCUCGUCCUCUGAUAGCAGCGAUGUUGAGGAACAGAGAGGAAGAGAGGAACUUAUACGUCACCACCGUGACAAAUCCUUCACAACAUCUGGAUCUUUAAAAAUUCAUCAAAGAGUUCAAACUGGAGAGAAACCAUACAGCUGUGACCAAUGUGAGAAAACAUUUUUGCGCUGCAGUGCCCUCAAAGCCCAUCAACGCAUUCACAUUGAAGGGGAACUGUCCAGUUUUUUCCAAAGUGGGAAGGAUUUCACAGAGUCAGGGAGCUCAAGAAAACAAGACAUUGACACAGCAGAGAAACCGUUCAGCUGUGAUCAAUGUGAGAAAGCUUUCACCACUCUACGUAGCUUAAAACGUCACCACUGUGUUCACACUGCAGAGAAGUCGCACUGCUGUGACCAAUGUGGGAAAACUUUCACACUCUCAGGUAACUUGAAAAUCCAUCAGCGCAUUCACACAAGAGAGAAACCGUACAGCUGUGAUCAAUGUGGCAAAUCUUUCACAUUCUCAGGUAACUUGAAAGCCCAUCAGCGCAUUCACACAGGAGAGAAACCAUACGGGUGCGACCAAUGUGGGAAAAGGUUUUCUGGAAUAGGAACCUUAAUAUCUCAUAAACAUAUUCACACUGGUGUAAAACCAUACAGCUGUGAUGAAUGUGGCAAAGCUUUCACACGAUCAGGUCACUUGAAAACCCAUCAACGCAGUCACACAGGAGAGAAACCAUACAGCUGUGAUCAAUGUGGCAAAGCUUUCACACAAUCAGGAUGCUUGAAAACCCAUCAACGCAGUCACACAGGAGAGAAACCAUACGGGUGCGACCAAUGUGGGAAAAGGUUUUCUCAAAUAGGAAACUUAAUAUUUCAUAAACAUAUUCACACUGGCGAGACACCAUACAGGUGUGAUCUAUGUGGCAAAGCUUUCACACGACCAGGAUACUUGAAAGCCCAUCAACACAUUCACACAGGAAAGAAACCAUACAGCUGUGAUCUAUGUGGCAAAGCCUUUGUACGGUUAGAGGACUUAAAAAACCACCAACGCAUUCACACAGGAGAGAAACCGUACAGCUGUGAUCAAUGUGGCAAAGCCUUUGCACGUUCAGGGGCCUUAAAAAAACACCAACGUAUUCACACAGGAGAGAAACCCUACAGCUGUGAUCAGUGUGGCAAAGCCUUUACACAGUCAGGGACCUUAACAGACCACCAACGUAUUCACACGGGAGAGAAACCGUACUGGUGUGACCAAUGUGGAAGAUUGUUUGCCCGGUGCAGUACUUUGAGAACCCACCAAUGCCGGCAUGCAGGAGAGAACCCGUACAGCUGUGACUAGUGUGAGAAAGCUUUUAUUUGAACGGUAUGACUUAACUUCUGUCUCUGUACCUCCAACAAGAGUCAACAAGAAGAAGAGCUCCGCCCUGUUGAGCCUCCGUCUUAAUACAGGUGGAGCUCAGGAAGAAAAACUCAGCUGUCUUCUACAUGUGGACAAACACAGGACACAUGCAAGGAUAAGACUGGAUAAGACAUCAAACAUGUUACACAUGAUAACAUACAUCAUAUUAAUCUGGGCCCGUAUUCAAAGAUUCUCAGAGUCCUCUCAGAGAGCUCCUAACUUAGCCUAAAAAAUCCUAGCAAGGAAUCUUAGCUUGAGAGUGAUUUAGGAAGUUUCUGAAAGCAACUCUGAGCAAGGAGGGGACAGAAACUUUUAUCUUAGUGAGGAGGUGUGGUUGACCCCGUUGCUAGGUAUGACGCAG
This is a messenger RNA of Epinephelus fuscoguttatus (brown-marbled grouper), 1872 nucleotides long. RefSeq names its product zinc finger protein OZF-like. NCBI's taxonomy places the organism in Eukaryota, Metazoa, Chordata, Actinopteri, Perciformes, Serranidae. The transcript has 2 exons. The coding region runs from base 66 to 1451 and encodes 461 amino acids. The record is from RefSeq and is a predicted model, not a curated record.